Danio rerio (zebrafish) is the source of this 1779-nucleotide messenger RNA. It is a transcript of the gene f9b, whose product is annotated as coagulation factor IXb. Gene Ontology annotation, biological process: system development; animal gross anatomical part developmental process; blood coagulation. Lineage: Eukaryota; Metazoa; Chordata; Actinopteri; Cypriniformes; Danionidae. Gene Ontology annotation, molecular function: hydrolase activity; serine-type endopeptidase activity; calcium ion binding. Gene Ontology annotation, cellular component: extracellular region. The record is from RefSeq and is marked provisional.
GGGAAAGAUUUGUGCCUGAAGGGAAAUCAUAAUAGAGAAAAUGGUGAAGAUUUAUCCCGUUAUUUUGAUGUGCAGUUUGCUGCUUGAAUUCUGGCUUUCUUCAGGAGCUUCAGUGUUUCUGCCGAGGGAUCUGGCCGAGUCUCUUCUGAAGAGACAGAAGCGUUAUAACACAGGAGGACUUGAGGAGAUGAUGAAGGACAACCUGGAGCGGGAAUGUUAUGAGGAACGCUGCAGUCUAGAAGAAGCCAGAGAGGUUUUUGAGAACAACGAGAAAACUAUGAAGUUCUGGAUCACUUAUAUGGAUGGAGACCAGUGUUUGUCGUCUCCCUGUCAGAAUGGAGGGAAGUGUGAGGAUGGGAUGAACACAUACACCUGCUGGUGUCCUGCACGCUUCAGCGGGAAGAACUGUGAGUUAGAGAUGGCCAAACAGUGUCAUGUAAAUAAUGGAGGCUGCAUGCAUUUCUGCAUCGUGGAUAAAAUUUAUGGAGCAGUGUGUGACUGUGCCGAGGGUUACAGAUUGGCUGUAGACGGCAGAUCCUGCGAACCGCGAGGGCAGUAUCCUUGUGGACGUCUUGGAAAGAUCAUUGCUCAAACUCUCAAUUCAAGGGCUCUUGAGUCCACUGAGACUGUAAAUCAAAAUCAGACCAUCAGUCACAUCAAUGGAACCGAAUACAACACAACAGAAUCCAGUCCUACAGAUCUUUCUGAAAUGAACAGCACAAGCACACCUCGAAAUUCACUGCAAAAUGUCUCCUCUUCUCCCAUCCUGACCAAUAUCAACAAUACAACUAACAAUAAGUAUCGCAUUGUAGGAGGAGAUGAAGCCAUACCAGGAGAGAUUCCCUGGCAGGUGGUUUUUCUGGAAAAGGUAAAUAAGAUUGUGUUUUGCGGAGGCUCUCUUCUCAGUGAAGAGUGGGUCAUCACCGCUGCCCACUGUGUUGAAGGGAAGCAGGGGUCCUUCUUCAUCAGAGUGGGUGAACAUGACGUCUCAAAGAUGGAGGGAACAGAGUCUGACCACGGCAUUGAGGAGUACCACAUCCAUCCCCGCUACAACUCUCAGCGGAGCCUUUACAACCACGACAUCGCCCUGUUAAAGCUGAAGAAGCCUGUCAUACUCUUCGACUACGCUGUACCUAUCUGCCUGGGCUCCAAAGACUUCACUGAAAACUUGCUUCAGAGCGCAGAAAACUCCCUGGUGAGUGGGUGGGGCAGGUUACGCUAUGGUGGCAUCGAAUCCAAUGUGCUGCAGAAAGUGGAACUACCUUAUGUGGACCGAAUAAAGUGCAAAGGCAGCAGCACCGACAGCAUCUCCCGCUUUAUGUUCUGUGCCGGUUACAGUACGGUACGUAAAGACGCCUGUCAGGGGGACAGCGGAGGGCCGCAUGCCACCCGCUACAAAGACACCUGGUUCCUAACGGGCAUCGUCAGCUGGGGCGAGGAGUGCGCUAAAGAGGGGAAGUAUGGCAUCUACACCCGCAUCUCCAAAUACAUGGCCUGGAUUACUAACAUUACCAGAAUCAGAACAGGACAUAUGUCUAAUGGUGAUCAACAGAGUUUGAAUUAGAUUUUUUUUUCGUAUGGUAGGUUCACACCAAAUGGGGAAGAGAUCAAGCGCAUCCACUCUAGAUUACCUAUGGGAUAUUUUUUUCACCCCUGGAUGUGUUAACUUAAGAUGCAAAUGAGGUAAAUAUUGCUCAUUCGAGGCAAACACGUACUGCAUUACGUGACAUUUGUGCCACAUUGAGGAAAUUUGCCAUAUAAAUUUGAUAUAUGCACCUU